Messenger RNA from Trichosurus vulpecula (common brushtail), 3068 nucleotides. RefSeq names its product family with sequence similarity 149 member A (gene FAM149A). The transcript has 15 exons. The record is from RefSeq and is a predicted model, not a curated record. The coding region runs from base 1 to 2886 and encodes 961 amino acids. NCBI's taxonomy places the organism in Eukaryota, Metazoa, Chordata, Mammalia, Diprotodontia, Phalangeridae.
AUGAAGGUCGCAAUGUUGGAUCUAGGGUCCUUCUUUGCCAAAAUCUUCAAAGCAUCUGUGCAGCCACCGGCGGUCGCCUCUCCUGUAGCCCCCGCUUCCUCCGGCAGCGCUUCCGCAGUGGCUGCGACUGGUCCGGCGGGCUCUAGCGUGGGCAGCGCCGGCAGCACCGCCAGAACCGGCCCAGGUGCUGCUCAGACUGUCACCCUCUUCCCCACGGUGGCUCCCAAAUCCCCAGCCGCCCCUAGGGUACCCUCCGUGCCCCUCCCUUCCCCGGCGACCCUCCACCCUCUCCUUACCGCCUCCUAUCCCAGGGUUUCCUCCGUAAGAAAAGUAGCAGAAUUCGCAGGAGCCCCAUUCUCCUUGCCCAGUAGCCCCAGGGCAGCCAGACUUCAACCCCUUCCCCAGCCCCUGCCCCUGCCUCAUCCCCUGACCCAAUCUCAGCCCCUGUUAUCAUCCCAAUUCCAGUUUUCCUCCCAGUCUCACUCCCAACCUCAACUUCAACCCCUCUCACAGCCUCCUUCCCAUCUUCCUCAUCUUCAGCUCUUGUCCUAUGCGCAGCCCCAAGCGCAGCCCCUUCCCCAGCUGCCUUCUCAGCCUCAUGUUCAGGCGCUGCCCCAGCCCCAGCCGCAGCUCGGGUUUCAGCCCCUCUCCCAACCUCCUCCUCAUCUUCUAUACCAAUCCCUUCCUCUUCCCCUUCCCCAGCCUCAGCUCCAGCCCCUGUCUCAACCCCAACCUCAGUUUCUCCCCCAACUCCAACCCCAGCCCCUGCCUCUCCCUCUCCUCCAUUCCCCUGUCCAGCCCCUGGCCCAGAGAGGCAGCGGUGGUUGCGGCAGCUGCAGCAACAGCAGUGGGGCCAAUUCCCCUGCUCUUCCUCUUCCUGUGGCCCUGUGGCGGCCGCCCCCAGGCCCUGGAGGGGUCGGAGUGGUCCUGCAACCCAUUACGGGCACCGGAGGUAGCAACAGCAGCUCAGCGGCGAGCCCGGCUCGCUCUCCGCGCCAGCCUGGCCCAGGAGAACGAGAGCCUGGUGCUUGGAUAGUGACAGGGCCAGGCCCCAAGACUCUCUGCAUCACCCUCCCGGACAUCGGCGAGGAGUGGGGGACUGAUACUGAGUCGGAGGAGGAUGGGAGCAGUGAAAAAAAAGGACUGACUGAAGGGCCCGGAGAGCAACGUCUUACUGUGAAGAGCCGGGACCCUCUUCCUAAGCAUUUCACCAAAAAUGUGCAGGAAGCCAUUCAGAAUUAUAGCUGCGAAUCUAUUUCAUCUCUCUUGUCGAGUGGGAACACCACCCCUACAGAAUUGAAUAAUUCUUGGUCUGGAAUACAAAGCGUUACUACUGAAAGAAGUGCGUCUACUGAACGAAGCUCAAUCUCCUCUUGGACAGAUGACGAGUUCGAUAAAGCCACAACAAAAAAAGUUCAGCAGUUAUUCCGAGAGGUGGAUGAAAUGCUCUUUGAAGGGAAGAUCAGUCCUCACUGCCAGAAUCUGCAGGCCGAAUGUGAAGAGUGGACUAGGAGGUCGCUUCAUCUCAGGGUUCUAGGAAAACAACUCAUGCUUCCAACAGAUGAAGGUUUUCAACAUUUUCCAAGCAAUAUUGCUAGUUCUGUCCACAUCAAAUCCUCAGUUGAUCUCUGUGAAAGGAAUAACAGUCUUAAAGAGCUGUGCAUCUCAGGCUCUAAGCUUGUCCCAGAAGAUUACACGAGGAUUUCUUCUGUUGUUUCUGAUGUAGCUGCUUCGUUCCUUGAAGAAGAGAUCUAUGAUGUGGAUGGAGAAAUUGAAGAGUAUUUUGCUUUUGACAAAAAAGAACUUGAUGAUGAAAGUCUGGAACCCAAGAAGGCUGUAGCUGGUCGACAAAGCAAUAAACAUGGCAUCCCUCCCAUUUCCCCUGAGGACUGCAUUAAAGAUGCGGCAGCUGCUGAAGUGUUUGACCAUGCUUGGAGAAAUGUGGUUGAAAUGUUGGAAGAGCUGGUUAGAAAAACGUGGGAAAUUGCCCCUCCAGGAGGAAGUAAACAGAGAGAAAACUUGAAGACAGCUGGAAAUAAAUUGGCAAAACUACCAAGUUCCCGUAUUCCACCCAAUCCAUCGAGUGUUCCCCCUUCCAGAGGUUCUGAGACCCACAGCAUGUCAUUGGGUUCUCAUCUGGGUACAUCUCAGAACCAUCGCUCCUCCAGUAGUUUUUACAGUGAUUUAAAUGGUGUGAUGACAAUUCAAGCAAAACCCCUUCAACAGAGACAUAUGCAUUUUGCAGACAGAACACCGCAUGAUCAAGAUGAUGGAUUGCUGGUUGUAAGGUCCAGUGUUCUCUCCUCAACACGGUAUCGGUUGGGGCAAGUCUCAGAUCACAGUGUUCUCUCCUCGUCUCGGGUGCUACCUGUGUCUGCAAGGAAGACACCUGCCCACAGGAGGCUGCCAUCUCUCUCUUCAGAUCCACAUCAAUCGAAAACUUCCAAUGUACGCAGUGAUAAAGUUCUCAGGGGCACCAAGCUGCAAAUUGGCUCAGACUGCUUGACUUCUCCAUCCAUUCAAGUGCCUCGAAACAGAUUACCACCCAUAAGGUCAGAGGCUGGUGAACAGAACAUUGCUUCUCCUGGAUCCCGCCAAGCCUUUCACAGAGGAAGAUAUUCUCAAAACCAAGUGUUAAGUGCUGUGCCUGGCAAUAUUGAAAGACCACCUCUUCGGGAAAGGACUGUUAUCUCCGAGCAAUUUUCAAGGCCUAAUACCACUCACACCUUCAGGUCUGAUACUCCUCACAAAAGGUCAUUGACACCAAUGGAAUUUGUAAACCACACGUGGACAGGUCAGGGUUUCUUAACAGGUUCACAGCAUCUACCUAAAUCUUAUCAAAGAAAUACCUCAUCUUCAAGAAGGAGAUUUCCAGUGGCUUCCUGAUACGACUUGGCUGGUCAGUCACUAUAUUCAGUGAAAUCUGUCAAGUGUCAACUUACUCUUUAUUACUUGAGAAGUAACAGCAAGUAUUAUGUUAUCUUGAUGUGUCCUUUUGUCUCCUGGUCCUAGAGGCAGGACCCUUGGAGAAAACCAGUCAUAAUAAACAUGUCCAUUUUUAACUGGAA